This is a messenger RNA of Sungouiella intermedia, 993 nucleotides long. The record is from the annotation of a GenBank genome assembly. NCBI's taxonomy places the organism in Eukaryota, Fungi, Ascomycota, Pichiomycetes, Serinales, Metschnikowiaceae.
AUGAAACUUUCCGCCAUUUUUUUCUGUCUCUUGGCUGCUGUCUGUGUCUCGGAAGCCGCAGCUCCAUACUCGGGCUCUUCCAACAAACCUCUGGUGGACCAGAAGGAAGAGUACGUGCCGAAGUUGACAGUGGACAAGGUCUCGGCCGCCGACAACGAGCCUUCCAACCUGCUUGAUCACGACUCGGAUGACGAAGAAGACAGAAACAUCCAGUCAUUCUACAUGGCUGUGUCUAUGAUCGUUGUAUCUGAAAUCGGCGAUAAGACGUUUUUGAUUGCGGCUUUGAUGGCCAUGAAACACAUGAAGUUGGUGGUGUUUUCAGCGGCAUUCUCGUCGUUAGCAGUCAUGACGGUGUUGCUGGGAAUCGUGGGACACGCAUUGCCUACUUUAAUCUCGCAGCGUGUCACUCAGCUCCUUGCAUCUGUGUUGUUUGUCGUGUUCGGCAUUAAGUUAUUGAAAGAGGGUUUGUCUAUGUCCAAAGAGGCUGGUGUGGACGAGGAAUUGGCCGAGGUCGAGGAAGAAUUGCAGGCCAGUAGUAUGAACGUGGAAAUGGAUGAAUUAGAGGGCGGUGAAGGCCGCAGACACUCUUUCUCCCAUUCGUCCAAGAACCAACCUUGGUACCAGUCUAUCGGCACCCAACUUGCUGACCUCGCGUCGUUUGUCUUGUCUCCAGUAUGGAUCCAAGUUUUUGUUAUGACCUUUUUGGGUGAAUGGGGUGACCGUUCUCAAAUUGCCACUAUUGCCAUGGCUGCUGGCUCUGACUACUGGUUCGUGAUUUUUGGUGCCAUUGUAGGCCAUGGUCUCUGUACUGCUGCUGCAUGUAUUGGUGGUCAGCUCCUAGCCACAAGAAUCUCCAUGAGAAACGUUACGUUGGGCGGUGCUGCCGCAUUCUUUGUGUUUUCCGUGUUGUAUUUCUAUGACUUCUACACUCACGUCCCAGAGACGACUGCUGCGGCUGUGGUCAAGUCAUCCACGACGGUUACGUCGGUAUAA